CAGACGGACGCUUAACCACAUCCAACACCCCGCACCAGCUCCGACAGACCAGACCUACCUUUUGUUAUCAAUAAAACACAGGCAAAAUGGCGAGCCAGCCCCAAGUCAGUCAAAAGAAGCAGCAGGAGCUCCAGCUCCAGUAUUCAAACUUCAAGAAUACGCUACAGCAGAUGGCGCAGAAGAUCGGGGACAUUGAGCAGGAAGCCGAAGAACACAAGCUCGUUAUCGAAACUCUCGAUCCUUUGCCCCGCGAACGGAAAUGUUUUCGCAUGAUGAACGGCGUCCUGGUUGAGCGCUCGAUAGAAGACGUUUUGCCCACCUUGAAGACCAACUCGGAUGGACUGAAGCAGGUGCUGGCGGAGCUUCUGAAGCAGUACAAGGCCAAGCAGGCCGAUUUGGAUAACUGGAAGAAAAAGAACCACAUCCAAGUCGUGCAACCAUAGUCGAUUUCACGACACAUCGAGCGCUGUUUUCCCGUUUUGUUUCUUUUUUGGCUACCAUGAGGAGGGACAUACUAGCAACUGGGAGACUGGAAGCCCUGAAAAGUCGGCGUUACCGAGAGUUUGAACAUGUGUAGAGACUACAUCAUUCCGCCAUCAGCAUUGCGGGCUUGGACGGGUCUGGUUCGUUUGCGGUUGGGGUCGAACGGAGUAAAGUCGGAAUGCCUUCCGUAGCACGCUCUAUCCAUACGUCAGCAAAUCCACAACAGAUAUGGGACGAUGGGGCGGGAAAAGGGUGUGCAGCAAAAGGACAGUCCGGUGAUAGCGCGCUGGGGCGUUGGACGCACUCAUGCCUGACUGAUUCAGGCUCAAAAAGAUAUCAAAAUAGACCAUUAAUGAC
Molecule: messenger RNA, 840 nt
Organism: Aspergillus candidus
Lineage: Eukaryota; Fungi; Ascomycota; Eurotiomycetes; Eurotiales; Aspergillaceae
Product: putative prefoldin subunit 2
Exons: 4
Coding region: 87-443 (118 amino acids)
Biological process (GO): protein folding
Cellular component (GO): prefoldin complex; cytoplasm
Molecular function (GO): protein folding chaperone
Source: RefSeq, a predicted model, not a curated record